This is a messenger RNA of Scaptodrosophila lebanonensis, 918 nucleotides long. RefSeq names its product putative phosphatidate phosphatase. The transcript has a single exon. Gene Ontology annotation, biological process: phospholipid metabolic process; phospholipid dephosphorylation; signal transduction. NCBI's taxonomy places the organism in Eukaryota, Metazoa, Arthropoda, Insecta, Diptera, Drosophilidae. Gene Ontology annotation, molecular function: phosphatidate phosphatase activity. The coding region runs from base 1 to 918 and encodes 305 amino acids. The record is from RefSeq and is a predicted model, not a curated record.
AUGUGUGGCAAUCCGAAUACUCGUCUGCUCUCGCGUCUCAUCAUCGACUUUCUGCUGCUGCUGGCCGUCUACUGUGUGGCUCUGGUGGUGCUGCCCCAGCUCUUGCAUACUUUCGAGCGUGGCUUUCACUGCAGCGAUGCCAGCUUGCAUUAUCCCUAUCGCCAGCCGUGGCUCACCAAGAUCCACUUGACCAUUUUGGUGAUCGCCUUGCCGGCCGCCUUCGUGCUCGUCGUCGAGAUGCUGCGCGCCGCCUUCGUGCCCACCGGACUGGAGGUGAAGCAGCGUUUCAUUUUCGUGGGCGCCCGCAUUCCGAGCUUCAUCAGCGAGUGCUACAAAAUCAUAGGCCUCUACCUGUUCGGCCUGGGCCUGACAAUUCUGGUCAUCCGAGUGACGAAGACGGCGACAGGACGUCUGCGUCCCUACUUCCUCGAUGUCUGCCAGCCGACCUGGGGCGAAGCGAAUGCCGAGACCUGUGCCCUCCAGCCCCCCGGCAAUGCCUCGAGCUACAUCGAGCACUACGACUGCACGGAAUUCGUAGCCUCAGCGGAGCUGCUGGCCCUGGUCCGACACUCGUUCCCCAGCGGCUUUGUGAGCACCGCCAGCUAUGCGAUGGCGUUUCUCGUUUACUACUCGCAGGUGCGAAUGUUUGCCACUUGGCUGCGUCUGCUGCGCACCUCUCUGCAGCUGAGCUUCGGCGCUCUGGCUCUGCUGGUGGCCUUUGAGCGCAUUUCCACCUACCAGAACCAUGUGUCCGAUGUGGCCGCUGGCGUGCUGCUGGGCCUCGGCAUCGCCUCCUUCGUUACCGUCUUUGUGGCCCACCUGUUCCGGCAGGUGCGGGUCAAGCGGCGCCAGUGGCCGCGCAACGAACAGAUCUACGGAUAUGCCGGCUGCUACGAUCGGCCCACAUACGGAUAUUAG